AGCGGUAACAAAACACGACACAACAGAGAGAGAGAGAGGCAGAAGACGAUCCACAACAAAGCGUCUUCUUUUUCUUUUUUUAUUUUUAUUUUAUUCUUAUUCCAUUUCUAAUUCUCUUUGCUCAAAUUUAAUUAAAUUGAAUUUUUAAGAGAGAGAGAAAGAGAGGAGAACCUACACCUAUAGAGAGAGAGAGAAAAAAACAGAAUGAUAGCCUAUCAUCAGCUUAACCAAAGCUCAAAACCCUAAGCUUUAUUUGCGAUCCUCUCUCUCUCUCUCUCUCUCUCUCUCUCUCUCUCUCUCUUCGUUCACUGCAAAACUUUGCCACCUAGCUCUUCUACUUUUUGUUAUUCUUUGUUUUUUUCCGCUGAUAAUUCGCAAGCUUAGAGCUUCGAUUUUGUUACCUUUUUUUUUUUUUUCUGAAUUUCGGUGGAAAAAAGUCAGAGAUCGGCACCGAAAAGCUUAAUCAACAUUCUAAUUUUUCUCUGUAAAAAAAGGCCGGCAUUUCUUUGAAUUUACGAUAAUAGUGGGAAAAAAGGAUUCUGAUAUUUGAACCUUCUGAUGUUUUAUUUCCAAUCACUGUAUCAAUCUCCACUGAAUUUCUCAUCUAAGCCUCCGUUUUUGUAUUCCAUUUCCUGUAUUUUUCUUCCCUCCGAUGCUUUCUUUAUAUGUUGCUUUAAUUGUCUUAGAUUUCGCCUAAAAAUUUGACAGUAGAGAUCAAGCUCACGGGCUUUGAAUCACCAUUUUGAACAUUAAAGAAAACAAAUUUCACUGACUGGGUUAUCUAUUGGAUUUCGGGUUUUCUUUGAUUGAUUGGGAAAGAGCUUGAAUUUUUUAGAUAAUUUGUAUAUCAAUGGCGGAACGGUAUAGACCGGUUUUGAUUGAGGAAUUACCAUCGCAUUUGAUUUUAGAAAUUUUAAGCUCCGGUCGGCUUAGUGCCAUUGAUCUUGUAUGCUUAGAGUUGACUUCUAGGACAUUUGGAGGGAGUCAUGGGUUAUACCCUCACAAGUUUCGGUCAUUGGUGGAGUUCGCGGCGUUUCAACUAUGUCUUUCUCAUUCUACAUAUUCUCGAAUGGAAUUGAGUACUCAGAGAGAACUCUUCGAUCGGUGUGGUGGGAAUUGGAAGCGGAUUUUGAGGUUCUUGCAGUCUGUGGAGCAAUCAUCUGACAUGGUCGAGACAUCAGCAGGCAAUCAGAUGCAGAUUACUACUGGAAGAUACCACACAUUCUUGAUCAGCAGUUCAUCUGUGUACUCGUGUGGAUCUGGCUUGUGCGGUGUUCUCGGUCAUGGUCCUGAAACUACACAAUGUGUAACAUUUACUCCCAUUAAUUUCCCAUCUUUGGUACACGUUAUUCAAGUUUCUGCUUCUAACAAUCAUGCUGCUUUUGUCAUGAAAUCUGGAGAGGUGUUCACAUGUGGAGAUAAUUCGUCCUUUUGCUGCGGGCACAAGGAUACAAGCCGACCCAUUUUUAGGCCUAGACUUGUUGAAGCACUGAAAGAAGUUCCUUGCAAGCAGGUUGCUGCAGGGCUUAAUUUUACAGUGUUUCUCACAAGAAGAGGCCAUGUCUAUACCUGUGGAACCAACACACUUGGCCAACUUGGUCAUGGAGAUACUAUAGACAGACCAACACCCAAAGUUAUUGAACUGCUUGAGGAAAUUGGUUCUGUAGUCCAGAUUGCUGCUGGUCCAAGUUAUGUUUUAGCUGUAACCGACAAUGGAGCUGUCUACUCUUUUGGGUCGGGUUCAAAUUUCUGUCUUGGCCAUGGAGAGCAACAUGGUGAGUUCCAGCCACGUGUCAUCCAGACAUUUAAGAGAAAGGGUAUCCAUGUGCUUCGUGUUUCUGCUGGUGAUGAGCAUGCUGUGGCACUUGAUUCCAGUGGAUGUGUAUAUACCUGGGGUAAGGGCUACUGUGGUGCUUUAGGCCAUGGUGAUGAGAUUGAUAAGACUACUCCAGCACUUUUGAACAGCCUUAAGAGCCACCUAGCUGUGCAGAUCUGUGCUAGAAAGAGGAAAACCUUUGUUCUGGUUGAUGAUGGUUCAGUAUAUGGUUUUGGAUGGAUGGGCUUUGGCAGCCUUGGGUUUCCAGACAGGGGAGCAUCUGAUAAAGUAUUAAGACCUCGAGUCCUUGACAGCCUGAAGCCUCAUCAUGUUUCUCAAAUCAGCACCGGGCUAUAUCACACUGUUGCAGUUACCAACCGGGGAAGAAUCUUUGGAUUUGGAGAUAAUGAAAGGGCACAGCUUGGGCAUGACACUUUGAGAGCAUGCCUUGAACCGACUGAAAUUUUUGUACAAGAAAUGGCUGAUGAUUUGAAUCUUCUUCCAGAAAGCUUGUGAACCUCUCUGGUUGGUGCCUACACUUGCCCUCUUCUUUUUAUUAGAAAUGCAUAAACUGUAACUGUAAAAGCAGAGUAGAUAACCUUUGCCUUGUCAAAACUCCAAAGUUAAUAUGUAGAACCACGUUAUAUA
Messenger RNA from Ziziphus jujuba (common jujube), 2464 nucleotides. Its product is annotated as ultraviolet-B receptor UVR8. The transcript is spliced from 7 exons. Bases 851 to 2332 code for a protein of 493 amino acids. Lineage: Eukaryota; Viridiplantae; Streptophyta; Magnoliopsida; Rosales; Rhamnaceae. The record is from RefSeq and is a predicted model, not a curated record.